This is a messenger RNA of Nematostella vectensis (starlet sea anemone), 1726 nucleotides long. RefSeq names its product protein SEC13 homolog. Bases 109 to 1047 code for a protein of 312 amino acids. The record is from RefSeq and is a predicted model, not a curated record. The transcript is spliced from 12 exons. Gene Ontology annotation, cellular component: COPII vesicle coat; nuclear pore outer ring. Lineage: Eukaryota; Metazoa; Cnidaria; Anthozoa; Actiniaria; Edwardsiidae. Gene Ontology annotation, biological process: COPII-coated vesicle budding; positive regulation of TOR signaling; protein import into nucleus. Gene Ontology annotation, molecular function: structural molecule activity; protein binding.
AUCGGAAACUUGUCGGGAAAUGUUCCGUCGGGUCAGCCAGGCGUGGCCGCUAAGUACCGGUACCGAUGUCGAGGCUAGUGCCACGUUUGGAUUUUCGACUGGGCGAAAAUGGUGACCAUUUUGAAUACAGUGGAUACCUCACAUGAGGACAUGGUGCAUGAUGCCCAGAUGGACUACUAUGGUAAAAAGCUAGCCACUUGUUCAUCAGACAAGACAAUAAGGAUAUUUGAAACAACUGGACAACAACAAACACUGGUUGCUACUUUACGAGGGCAUGACGGUCCCGUCUGGCAGGUCAGCUGGUCCCAUCCCAUGUUUGGAAAUCUACUGGCAUCCUGUUCUUAUGAUAGAAAGGUUAUAAUAUGGAAAGAGUCUAGCAGUGGAUGGGUGAAGCUACAAGAGUUUUGUAACCAUGAUUCUUCAGUGAACUCAAUUUGUUGGGCUCCCCAUGAAUAUGGCCUGAUGCUGGCUUGUGGGGCAUCUGAUGGGUCUGUCUCUAUUAUCUCCAGUCCAGGCGAUGGAACUUGGGAGACAAAGAAGAUAAGCAAUGCUCAUACGAUUGGCUGUAAUGCUGUCAGUUGGGCUCCUGCAGUCACACCAGGAUCAAUAUUAGAGCACCCUGCAUCGAAAUCUUCAAAUCUAGAGAAGAGAUUUGUCACUGGGGGAUGUGAUAACCUUGUUAAAAUUUGGAGAGAGACUGGAGGCCAGUGGGUGGAAGAACAGAAGCUUGAGGCUCAUAGUGACUGGGUGCGGGAUGUCGCUUGGGCACCCAAUGUAGGGCUGCCGACAUCAACAAUAGCAAGCUGCUCACAGGACUGUCGGGUGAUUAUAUGGAGUAGGAAUGAGGAGGAAGGAGAAGGCUGGUCAUCCAAAGUGCUAAAGAAAUUUAAUGAUGUUGUAUGGCAUGUUAGCUGGUCUGUAACCGGAAACAUUCUCGCUGUCUCUGGAGGAGAUAACAAGGUUAGCUUAUGGAAAGAGUCACUCGAGGGCCAGUGGGUGUGUGUCAGCGACGUGGACAAGGGUCAUGGCCAGGACCCCAUAGAGUAGAUGAGCACUUUAUUAAAAUUCCUCCAUAUACAAUAUCAUAUCGCCGAGUGGAUGAUACAAGGGAACGUUUGAGCGGCGCAGAGGCAGAUUUUAGGGGCUGGUGAUCCAAAAGCAGACAUUACAGGACACUCAUCUCUUUAUUGACGAAUGUGCUGAGUAUCACACAAGUGGAUCCGCCUUUAUAAACGGCCGUGGGACGGGCACAAGAUUGCUCGUAUGAAUUAAAGGACUUCUCCCUUCGCAUUUGGCUGUAGACUUUAACUUACUUCUUAGGUUACGCUAUUGCUAUCAGUCAGACAUUGAUUCAAGCAACAUAACACGAGUGUGCGCUAGGAACAUAUCGGCAUAAUGACAGAAGGCAACGCACACUUGUUGUGUCGAUGUGUCGCUGGUGGCUUAGCGUUCUUUCAUGUUUAAAGUGUUCUUUCCACAUUGCAUUAUACCUAGACUAUUUCAUGUACAACACAAUAAAUCAAUCUUGCGUGAGGGCGGUUCGCGAUACAGCCUUGGGGCGGAAUGCAUCUUUCUCUUGCUCAAGCCGUAAGACUUCACGCGGGCAAGUUCGUGCGGGAGUGACAAAAGUCAACUGUGUUUUGCGUGAUCUAGGAAAUACACAGAAUUCUGAACCUAAUGUAUUAUAGAUAAGAAGUUUACAUAAUAAUAAAAGAAAUGAUACAUA